Molecule: messenger RNA, 1063 nt
Organism: Pieris rapae (cabbage white)
Lineage: Eukaryota; Metazoa; Arthropoda; Insecta; Lepidoptera; Pieridae
Product: suppressor of Mek1
Exons: 2
Coding region: 1-1023 (340 amino acids)
Source: RefSeq, a predicted model, not a curated record
AUGAUGGAAACCCUUCAUAUUUUAACUUUGAUCUUGUGUCAUCAAGUAGUCUUCCAUUCAUGUCGCAGUAUCACCGACUUCCCCGAUCCUCAAAACUCGGAUGCUGAAGAUCUAAACUACGAAGAUAUCAGAAAUAUACUACGAGUAUAUCCACAAAUGAUCAAGAGGAAAGACAAUAGCUCCCUUAGUCUGGUAGGGAUUAAGAAACAUAACUCAGGUCCCAUAGCUAUCAUUCUUGCCCCAUCAAAUAUAGCUGCUAAAUAUCAGCGUAAGCAGAAAAUACCUGGGCUCGAUAAACAUAGAAAAAAUUUAAUGAAAAUAUACGCAGAUGGUUUCACCGGUAUAGCAGAAAGGUCAGAAAUCGAACAAACUGAUGGAAAUAAGGAAAAAAUUGCAAACACUGACGUGGAAGAGGAUCAUAUAAGUUUAGAAAACUCUGUUAUCAAACAUCAAACUGUCGAUGAAAAUGUCAAAUCACCAACUGUAAAAAGCCACAAUCAUACACAUUUCAUUGUAGAUGAAAGUACAUUCAAGAAUGAGAACGAUGACUCAUCCCGUGAUAUAUUAGGUGAAUCAAAUUCGGUGCCUGAUGAAAUUGUAAAUGGUGUGGAUGAUAAAAAUAAUUUUAAUAAUGGUGUUUUAGACGAUAUCUCAACCGAAGAUAAUACAGACAUUGAACGUAAAGAGAAAGACAUAUCCAAACAUCUAGUUACACCGGAAUCUAAAGACAUAUCCAAACAUCUAGUUACAACGGAAUCACCGGAAUCCAAACAUCUAGUUAAUUCGGAAAAUGACAUAACUUAUUUUAACAUAACAGAUACUAAAUCACAAAAUCUCUCGGAAAAUAAUGACGACGAGCAUAAUUUGAAUAAGAGUUCAUCUAAGGUAUCUUUGAUGUAUAAUUUUGGAGAACAGGUCAACAAAGCGCUGAAAGUGUUUUAUCCUGAUAUAGACUGUAUUCGAACUGAUGUCCUAAAUUGUCCCUACAGAGUCAUAAACCUACUGUUUAAUUUUCACAGAUAAAAAAUAGUUUCAAAAGUUUAAUUUACGAAAAUUUGUUAAC